CCGCGGCGCAGUCCCGGAUCGGGCGGAGGAGUGCUGGCUCCCGCCUGGCUCGGUCUCCUCCUAGGAGUGGUUAGUGGCUGGGCAGGAACCGAAAAUUUCCGGGCCGUCUCGGCCUUAACAGCAGCCAUGGAGCCUGGGAAGAGAAGAACAAAAGAUGAUACUUGGAAAACAGAGGACCUCAGAAAACACCUUUGGGUUGCACAAUCAGAUGGUCCGAAAGAAGAUAAGAAACAUAGAGAAAAGAAACUGCAUAAGGAAUCAGAAAUUGACUUACUUGAAUACAGAGAACAUAAAUAUAAGUAUCAAGAGAGAGACACAAAAUAUAAAGAACGGACAGAUGAAAGAGAUAUUCAUAUAUCUAAGGAGAGUCUUCGAGGGGAGAAAGACAGAGAAAAGCAAAGGGAAAGAAAAAAAGAAACAAAAGAUCGAGAAAGAGAAAAAUUUAAAGAGAAAUACCGAGAACACGAUACAGAAAAGUCUCACAGUAGAGGAAAAGACAGAGAAAAAGAGAAAGAAAGAAAAGCUAGGAAAGAAGAACUUAGGCAGACCACUGCCUAUCAUAACCUCCUGGGACGUGAAGUACGUGAAAAGCAACUUUUAGAAAGAGUAGAAAGGAAGAUUCGUUCAGUAAGUAAAGUGAGAAUUGAAGAGAAAGAGAAAAGAGAUGAAGAUUCUGACAGAGGAGAUGAAGGUAGAGAAAGAAGAUAUCGGGAAAGAAAGUUGCAGUAUGGUGACAGUAAAGAUAAUCCCCUAAAGUACUGGCUUUAUAAAGAAGAAGGUGAAAGAAGACACAGGAGACCAAAAGAACAAGAUCAAGAGAAGAAACAUCGAGAAAAAAGCAGCACAAGGGAAAAAAGGGAAAAAUUUUCAAAAGAGAAGAGUAAUUUGUUUUCUGAAAAGGAAGGGGAAGAAAGACAUAAAGAAAAGCAACAUAAAGAAGGCUAUCAUUUUGAUGAUGAAAAGUACCGAAAUAACAUGGAUAAAAAGGAGAGGUCAUCAAAAGAAGAACAUAGGAAGAGGGAAUCCAAGAAUGCUGAACACAGAAGUCGAGGUGCAAGUUCAAAAAGAGAUGGAACUAGCAGCCAGCAUACUGAGAAUUUAGCAAGGAAUAAUGGAAAAGAUAAAGAGUCAAGAAGGAAGCAUGGCCGUGAAGAAGGGUCAUCUAUGUGGAAGCUGACUCAAAGACGAGGAAGUGAAGAAACUGUGGAAAUUGAAAAGGAAGAUGUUGAUUUAGAAAAUGCUGGAGCUGAUGAAUAUACGACCAAUUUUGAAGAUGAUUUCGAAGACUAUGAAGAUGAUUUUGAGAUUUGUGAUGGAGACGAUGAUGAUAGCAAUAAUGAGCAUGAAUCAAAAGAAAAAAUUGAGGAACUCCCUCUAGCCAGAAAAAAGGAAAUACAAGAAAUUCAAAAAGCCAUUAAUGCAGAAAAUGAACGGAUUGGUGAAUUAUCUUUGAAACGGUUUCAGAAGCAAGGUCGAAUGGAAUGUGAAAGGGAAUCAAGGACAGAUGCAAACUAUUCUCCUUCCAAAGCUUCUGUCUGUGGAAUUUUCAUGGAUUUUGCAACAGCCUCCUACCGUCAAAAGAGUCGGACGCAGGCCCUUAAGCAAAAGACACGCAGCACAAAAUUGCUUCGGCUUAUUGAUUUAGAUUUUUCAUUCACAUUCUCUCUCUUGGAUCUACCACCAGUAAAUGAAUAUGACAUGUAUAUCAGAAACUUUGGGAAAAAAAAUACCAAGCAGGCAUAUGUUCAGUAUAAUGAAGAUAAUAUUGAAAGAGACAUUCAGACUGAAGAAAUAGAUACAAGGGAAGUAUGGACCCAACAUCCAGGGGAAAGCACUGUUGUAUCUGGAGGUGGUGAAAAUAGAGAUAUCUCUGAUGCUACAGUUAUACCAAAGAUUGAUACACCAAGGCUAUCUAACUUUCUUCGGGCUGCUUGUCAGGUGGUUGCUGUUUUGCUUGAAGAGGAUCGUUUGGCAGCUGAACCCAAUUGGAAUCUCAGGGCUCAAGACAAUACGUACUUUUUUAGUGACAGUUCCUCUCAGUUGAACACUAGAGUGCCAUUUCUUCAAAAUCGAAAAGUAUCCUAUUUACAUGCCUCUCAAGUUCAAAGGCAGACAGUGGUUUCCGUUCAUGGUUUACCUGACAAGACAUUCUCAAAUCAACUGGAUGGAAGAUACAUCCUCUGUGUGUGGGAUAUUUGGCAGCCUUCAGGCCCCCAGAAGGUUUUGCUAUGUGAAUCAGAGGUCACAUGUUGCUGCUUUAGCCCUUUUAAAGCAUUUUUGCUGUUUGCUGGAACAGUACAUGGCUCAGUAGUUGUGUGGGAUUUAAGAGAAGACUCCAGGAUACAUCAUUAUGUGAAGCUGAAUGAUUGUUUUUGGACAUUCAGGACAGCCACAUUUUCUACUGAUGGUAUUCUUACAUCAGUAAGCCAUCAAAGUCCUCUUCAAGCAAUUGAACCCAUCUCAACAUCUGUCUACAAAAAACAGAAUUUUGUACUUUCACCUUUUUCUACUCAAGAAGAAAUAUCAGGUUUGUCAUUCCACAUUGCUUCCUUGGAUGAAAGUGGAGUUCUUAAUGUAUGGGUGGUUGUUGAAUUACCAAAGGCAGACCUUGCAGGUUCAAUAAGUGAUUUAGGUUUACUACCUGGGGGGAGAAUAAAAUUAGUACAUAGCUCUGUGAUUCAGUUGAAUGACAGUCUUUCCCAUAAAGGUAAUGCAUAUUGGGGAACUGCACAAACAUUGAAUGUUAAGUUUCUGCCUUCAGAUCCUAAUCAUUUUAUUGUUGGCACAGACAUGGGUCUUAUAAGUCAUGGUGCGAGGCAAGAUUUGAGAGUAUCUCCCAAAUUGUUCAAACCCCAGCAACAUGAUGUAAGACCAGUAAAAGUUAAUGUGCUUGAUUUUUCACCAUUUGGAGAACCAAUAUUCUUGGCUGGCUGUUCAGAUGGAAGCAUUAGGUUACAUCAGCUGACUUCUGAGUACCCUCUUAUGCAAUGGAAUAACAGCACUGAUGGCCAAGCUGUUACUGGCUUACAGUGGUCAUUAACAAGACCUGCUGUGUUUUUGGUCCAGGAUGACACAUCCAGUAUUUACAUUUGGGACCUCCUGGAAAAUGAUUUGGGACCUGUAGCCAAACAACCCAUCUCUCCAGACAAGCUGUUAGCUAUGACGAUCAUGGGUGAACCAGAAAAGAGCAACAGCAGCUUCCUUGCGCUGGUGCUGGCCAGGACUUCCGGUGACAUUGACAUCCAGUACCUGAAGAGGAAGUGGGCGUCUCCAGUCGAAGAUGAGCAGAAGAAGCUGCGUUUGCUUUUACGGGAAUCCCUGUAGAAAGAGGGAAAACUGCUUGAUCAUGAAACUAGAAAUAACUGGGUGUUAUAGAAAGGGUUAACCUUUAUGUCAUGACCCAGACUUAAAAGACAUAAUUACAGGGUGGAUGAUUUUACAUCUGUGUGCAUGUAUAUUUAUGUAGAUAGAAUAUGUAUAUUCUGUACAUAAUUUAUUUUACAAGAAUAUAUAUGUCAGUGUUCCCACUCAGAGAUAAAUGAAUUUUUUUGACCAGAAGCAAAUGAACAUUUUAGUAUAUACUGAACUUCAGAGGAAGUAUAAAUUAUAGUCAUGCCCAAUAUGCAGUUUUCUGAGAAUAUUUAUAGUUACUUUUUAGAACAGCUUUAAAAUAGUCACAUUUAUUACUAGAUUUCAAACAGUCCACAUUGAAAAUGUAUUUUAAUAAACUAUUUUCUUCGUCAUGCAUAACAGGAAAUAUAUACAAAUGUCUAAAUUAAAGAGAUUUACUCAAUUGAAAUGACCUCUGCCGACU
This is a messenger RNA of Choloepus didactylus (southern two-toed sloth), 3814 nucleotides long. It is a transcript of the gene DYNC2I1, whose product is annotated as dynein 2 intermediate chain 1. Lineage: Eukaryota; Metazoa; Chordata; Mammalia; Pilosa; Megalonychidae. Gene Ontology annotation, biological process: intraciliary transport. Gene Ontology annotation, cellular component: cytoplasmic dynein complex. The record is from RefSeq and is a predicted model, not a curated record. The transcript has 25 exons. Bases 127 to 3324 code for a protein of 1065 amino acids. Gene Ontology annotation, molecular function: dynein light chain binding; dynein heavy chain binding.